GUAACAGGUCUCCUUUCUGUUUUCCUAACAGGGUAGUGUUCCGGACGGAGCACCUGCACUGGAUGGAAUUUAGCAUCAAAAGGGUCCCUUUUUCUGCGCAGAACGUUGUCACGUGCGUCAGGAUGAAGCAGGCGCCGGAGACCCUGGGCGGCUCCGCGGGGAAGCCCCCGGGCUGCGACGUGAACCGCGAGUGCUCCGUGCUCCUGGGCAAGGCCCCGCUCUCCGCCAGCCUGCAGGAGGGCGUCGUGCAGAAGUUCAACGGCCACGACGCCCUCCCCUUCCUCCCGGCCGAGAGGCUCAAGGACCUGACCUCCCGCGUGUUCAACGGAGAGCCCGGUGCCCACGAGGCCAGACUGCGUUUUGAGCCCCAGGAAACGAAAGGGGCUGAGACGCCGCCUCACACGACUCCCAUCAAGAACGGCUCCCCGGAGAUCAAACUGAAGAUCACCAAGACCUACAUGAACGGGAAGCCGCUCUUCGAGUCGUCCAUCUGCGGAGACGGCGCUGCCGCGGCGGCCCAGCCGGGAGGAAACGGACAAGAGCCGGAGAGCAAGGCGAGGAGGAGCAGGAAGAGGAGCAUCAAGUACGACUCGGCGCUGGAACCGGGCCUGGCCGAAGCCCUGCUGAGGUGUGAGGCGCUGUCACUGACAGUGGGUGCUUCUCUACCCGCAUUGGGCAGCGUUUCUUCGUUGUGCCGGUGCCGACAUGCCCCUGUGCUCAUCGUCACGGCCAAGGGCAGCUCUUCCAAAUACUGCAGGGUCAGGGAGGAGCCUGGCCAGGUGGCUCGGUUGGUAGGGCGGCGUCCGUACCCCAAAAGGUCCCUCUGGCUGCGCUGUCGGGUGUGGCUCAUUCCUCUCUGCCGGGAGCCGCCCCUGGGAUAUCGUGGGGUCCCUCUGGCCUCCUGGCUGCCCUUUCCCCACUCGGAGCUCUGGACCGAGUGGCUGGCAGGGCUGCCAGGUGGUCAGAGGAAGAGCGCGCGCCAGUAUCACGUCCAGUUCUUCGGCGACGCCCCCGAGAGGGCGUGGAUAUUUGAGAAGAGCCUGGCGGCUUUCGAAGGAGAAGGGCAGUUUGAGGAGCUGUGCCAGGAGAGUGCCAGGCAGGCGCCCACGAAGGCGGAGAAAGUCAAGCUGCUGAAACCCGUUUCAGGGAAAUUGAGGGCACAGUGGGAGACGGGCCUCCUGCAAGCCACCGCCGCCGCCGCCAUGCCGGUCGAGGAGCGGAGAGCCAAGUUCACCUUCCUGUACGUGGACGGCCAGCUGCACCUGAACCCGCACGCGGCCCGGGAGGCAGGCCUGGCUGUGGAGGUGCCUGGGGCUGCGCUGGCGCCCGCAGGGGUGGGCCCGGGGUCUCCGCCCAGGAGGAGGAAGGCCGCGGCCUCCACGCUGCGCAGCAGGAAGGGUGACGCCGCAUCCCAGUUCCUGGUUUUCUGCCAGAGGCACCGGGACGAGGUGAUGGCUGAGCACCCCGACGCCUCCAGGGAGGAGAUCGAAGAGCUGCUGGGGUCACAGUGGAACAUGCUGAGCGAGAAGCAGAAGGCCCGCUACAACACCAAGUUUGCCGUCCGGGCAGCGUCCCCCUCCGAGGAGGACUCUGGUAACGUACACGGGAGAAAAAGAACCCCCCCGAAGCGGACUCAGGACCCCACGGGGGACGCGGAGCUUGAGGCGCCCCGGAAAAGACUCAGGACGGACAGGCAGGGUCUUCGGAAGAGGGAGACCAUUGCAGACAAAACACCCCGCACAGGAUCCUGCAAGGCCACAGAGGCCCUGUCCUCCCUGAAGAGCCAGGCAGCAACAAAACCCCUGUCUGACGCGUGCAAACCGCUGAAGAAGCGGAACCGGACGUCGGCCGCCACGCCCUCCGCACUCGCCUUUAGCAAGAGCUCGUCUCCCUCGGCCUCCUUAACUGAGAACGAGGUCUCGGACGGCGUGGGCGACGAGCCCUCCGAGUCCCCAGACGAAAGUGCCGACGAGACUCAGACCGAAGUGUCCGUCUCCUCAAAAAAGUCGGAGCGAGGCCUGACGGCCAGGAAGGAGCACGUGUGCCAGCUGUGCGAGAAGCCCGGCCGCCUCCUGCUCUGCGAGGGCGCCUGCUGCGGGGCCUUCCACCUCUCCUGCCUCGGGCUGCCCCGGCCGCCCGAAGGGGGCUUCAUCUGCAGCGAGUGUGUCUCAGGCAAGUGCCGUCCCGGCCCCAAACCCCGGGCAGUGCCCAGGCCGCGGUCCUGCGAUGCCCCCAGCCCCCGCCCUGCACCCAGAGGGCCUGUCGCUCCCUCGGCGCCUCCCUCGGAGCUCGGUGUGACUGCUGUCAAGACGGUGUCACUCGUCUGGUCUGGGACUGGCAGUGGUGUCCCGUGGACGCCCCGCGGGCGCGCGGAGGGCGGGCUGGUGGCCGCGUUGCUUGGAGUCCCUUUCCCUGUUACUGACCAGCACGGGCUGGCCGCCCCUUUUGCAGGAGGGAGCCUGCUGUGCUGCGAGUCCUGCCCGGCGGCCUUCCACCCCGACUGCCUCAGCAUCGACAUGCCCGACGGCAGCUGGUUCUGCAACGACUGCCGGGCGGGGAAGAGGCUGCACCACCAGGACAUCGUGUGGGUCAAACUCGGGAACUACAGAUGGUGGCCGGCAGAAGUUUGCCAUCCCAAAAAUGUCCCCCCAAAUAUUCAGAAAAUGAAGCACGAGAUUGGAGAAUUCCCUGUGUUUUUCUUUGGGUCUAAAGAUUAUUACUGGACGCAUCAGGCUCGAGUGUUCCCGUACAUGGAGGGGGACCGGGGCAGCCGCUACCAGGGGGUCAGCGGGAUCGGCAGAGUCUUCAAAAACGCACUGCAAGAAGCGGAAGCUCGUUUCCGUGAAAUCAAACUGCAGCGGGAAGCCAGAGAGACGCAGGAGAGCGAGCGGAAGCCCCCGCCCUACAAGCACAUCAAGGUGAAUAAGCCGUACGGGAAAGUGCAGAUCUACACGGCCGACAUUUCCGAGAUCCCCAAGUGCAACUGUAAGCCCACGGACGACAGCCCCUGCGGCCUGGACUCCGAGUGUCUGAACCGGAUGCUCAUGUUCGAGUGCCACCCGCAGGUGUGCCCCGCCGGGGAGGCCUGUCAGAACCAGAGCUUCAGCAAGCGCCAGUACCCCGAGACCAAGAUCGUGCGCACCGACGGCAAGGGCUGGGGCCUGGUCGCCACGCGGGACAUCCGCAAGGGGGAGUUCGUGAACGAGUACGUGGGCGAGCUGAUCGACGAGGAGGAGUGCAUGGCCCGCAUCAAGCACGCGCAGGAGAACGACAUCACGCACUUCUACAUGCUCACCAUCGACAAGGACCGCAUCAUCGACGCCGGCCCCAAAGGCAACUACUCCAGGUUUAUGAACCACAGCUGCCAGCCCAACUGCGAGACCCUCAAGUGGACGGUGAACGGGGACACGCGUGUGGGCCUGUUUGCCGUGUGUGACAUUCCUGCAGGGACAGAGCUGACGUUUAACUACAACCUCGACUGUCUGGGCAACGAGAAGACCGUGUGCCGGUGUGGCGCCCCCAACUGCAGCGGGUUCCUUGGGGACAGACCGAAGACCUCCACCGUGCUGUCUUCAGAGGAAAAGGGCAAAAAGACCAAGAAGAAAAGCCGGAGGCGCCGGACCAAAGGCGAAGGGAAGAAGGAGUCGGAGGACGAGUGCUUCCGCUGCGGCGACGGCGGGCAGCUGGUGCUGUGUGACCGCAAGUCCUGCACCAAGGCCUACCACCUGUCCUGCCUGGGCCUGGGCAAGCGGCCCUUCGGGAAGUGGGUGUGCCCUUGGCAUCACUGUGACGUGUGUGGCAAACCUUCGGCCUCCUUUUGCCACUUGUGCCCCAAUUCGUUCUGCAAGGAGCACCAAGACGGGACCGCCUGGCGCUCCACCGCAGACGGGCGCUCCUACUGCUGCGAGCACGACUCGGGGGCCGAGGCGCAGAGCCCCUUCCCCGAGCCCAGGAGGCCCCAGGGCAGGAGGCGGCGGAGGUGCUGGCGGAGGGUCACGGAGGCAUCCGUGGGCUGGGCAGUGGCUGCAGCUGCCAUGGGCAUGGCGCGCGCUUAG
This is a messenger RNA of Myotis davidii, 4055 nucleotides long. It is a transcript of the gene NSD2, whose product is annotated as Wolf-Hirschhorn syndrome candidate 1. NCBI's taxonomy places the organism in Eukaryota, Metazoa, Chordata, Mammalia, Chiroptera, Vespertilionidae. Bases 63 to 4055 code for a protein of 1330 amino acids. The transcript has 25 exons. Gene Ontology annotation, biological process: regulation of DNA-templated transcription. The record is from RefSeq and is a predicted model, not a curated record. Gene Ontology annotation, molecular function: histone H3K36 methyltransferase activity; protein binding. Gene Ontology annotation, cellular component: nucleus; chromatin.